Messenger RNA from Impatiens glandulifera, 1330 nucleotides. Its product is annotated as cysteine-rich receptor-like protein kinase 10. The coding region runs from base 35 to 1195 and encodes 386 amino acids. Gene Ontology annotation, molecular function: protein kinase activity; ATP binding. Gene Ontology annotation, biological process: protein phosphorylation. Lineage: Eukaryota; Viridiplantae; Streptophyta; Magnoliopsida; Ericales; Balsaminaceae. The record is from RefSeq and is a predicted model, not a curated record. The transcript is spliced from 6 exons.
AACAAUAUCACUUGUUUUGAUAGGAUAUGGGGAAAUGAGAAGAACCAUAAUCAUUGUUAGUGUAGUUCUUUCUGUGGUUCUAGUCAUGCUUGCAUCAUUUGUAGGUUUUCUCUAUACACUAAAGAGAAGAAGAUCAAUAGUACAAGAAAAAAUAAAAUUUGAAGAUGGAGAAGAUCAACAACAUGUUAAAUCCCAAGAGUUCCCUUCAAUGUCAUUGGAUUUGAUAAUUACUGCCACACAAGGUUUCUUAGAAGUAAACAAGCUUGGAGAAGGAGGAUUUGGUCCUGUAUACAAGGGUACACUAGACGAUGGAAAAGAAAUUGCAGUUAAGAGGCUCUCAAGAAGCUCAUAUCAAGGACUACAAGAGUUGAAGAACGAAGUCAUGUUGAUUGCAAGACUACAACAUCGUAAUCUUGUUAGACUUUUGGGUUGUUGCCUGGAAGGAAAUGAAUCUAUUCUCGUCUAUGAGUACAUGCCAAACAAAAGCUUAGAUUUUUUCCUCUUUGAUGCAACUCGAGCUCCUAAACUAGAUUGGAAUAGACGUUUUAGUAUCAUUGAUGGGAUAGCUCGUGGGCUUCUUUACCUACAUGAGGAUUCUCGACUAAGGAUCAUACAUAGAGAUCUGAAAGCUAGUAAUAUAUUGCUUGAUCAUGAAUUGAAUCCAAAGAUAUCUGAUUUCGGAAUGGCAAGGAUUGUUGGCAUUAAUCAAAGUGGAGCAAAUACAAACCGAGUUGUUGGAACAUAUGGAUACAUGGCACCCGAAUAUGCUUUGAACGGAUUAUUUUCAGUUAAAUCUGAUGUUUUCAGUUUUGGAGUUCUUCUUCUAGAGAUAGUAAGCGGGAAAAAGAACUGGAGUUUUGAUAGCUCGGGAAAGAACCUUAUUAUAUUCGCAUGGGAAGAAUGGAAGAAUUGUAAUGAAUUGGAACUGGUGGAUCCUUCACUAAUGGAAACUUGUGUCCCAUCUGAAGUGUUGAAAUGUAUACAAAUCGGAUUGCUUUGCGUGCAAGAAGAUCCAAUCGACAGACCCACAAUGUCAAGUGUCGUUGUUAUGUUGCGAAGUAGUACAACGAAGCUUCCACGACCAAGACAACCGGCGUUCAUGCUCAAUCGACAUGCUCCAAGGUCACCACAAUCACAAGAUGUGAAAGUCUUUUCAAAUAAUGUGACAACAUUUUCGAAUGUAGCUCCCCGAUGAAUUAUAAUUCUUGAGAUCAUAAUUCUCACUUAUCCUGAAAAAAUAUAUGUACAAAUAUAUUUUGUAUUUGAAAAAUAAACGGAUACUAGAUUAGAUUUAGAUUCAUUUCAAGUUUUUUCAUGUAAAUACACCUCU